AUGAAUUACCGAGAACAGUUAAUUGAAUUUUAUAAUAAACAUAAUCCUGCCAAGUUAAAUGAAGUGGACUCGCUCCUCCGUACAUUUGCAGGUAGAGAAGAAUCUAUGUUUGCAGCCUUACGUACAAAGUAUGAAGGAGAGGGAUUCGUAGAAAAAAAUGAAAAGUUAUCCUUAGUAACGGGUGACCCUUCAGAAUCUGACUCGAAUACUCCAUUACGUAAAAAUGAUGUACAUCUUGAGUUGCGUAGUCUUCUUCAAGACAUGGAGUCUGUUGAUUUAGAGAAGCUUCUGAGUCAGUUAAAGGGUAAAUCAACAGUUGGAGGUGAUCUCCUUACUCAUGCAUUAACGUUUAUGAAACAUUUUUCCGCAUGCGCUCGUCGAUUUCAGGAACUAAGUCAAACAGUAGUGAAUACAAAGACUAAUGCUGUGUAUCAUGAUAAAUCAAUUCAAACCGAGAGUGUGGAAGCUGAUCGACGCAAUACUGAAGUACAGGCAGUUGCAGCCGUUGUAGAUGUGAAUGUGCAAACGGAUGUAGUUAGUGAUGAAGAAAGCAGUAGUAACAGUGACGUUGGUAGCCCUUAUAAAGCUGCAGUAAAUAAUUACGAAGAAAUCAAUUCGGAAAAGGAGGAGAAGAAGAAUAUAGCACCAGCUGAUGAGAACAUUAAAAAAAGCCCAUGUAAAAAUAUUCCAUUGAGGUAUUCGAAAGAAGAAAAAGAAAUAGAAGAAGAAGAAGAAUGGAUUCAUCAACGACGCGUUAUCGGUACAGUACAUAGACUGAAACCUGAUACACAUAAACGUAGAGAAGUUAUUGGUGCAUUAUUAGCUAAGGGACUACUUGCUGACUCUGACUCCAUUACUCUUCAGCCUGGAGUAUAUUAUGAAAAUUUAUCUUUUAUAGAUUCUGGUGAUGUAGAACUUGUCGCUGCCUUUCCUGGAGCAUUAGUUACUAUUAAACCAAUGAGUGAUUUAGAGCCUAUUAUUCGUGUAGAGGGUACCAAUACACGGCUACGAGUAAGUGGGAUUGUCUUUGUACAGAAUGAUGCAAACGACAACACAGCAGCAGAUCCUGAAAUUCCACACAAACCGUUAGUUGCUGUUGUAUCUGCGGCCCGUGUGGAAUUUCAUGGAUGUCAGUUCUUUCAAGGGAGUUGUGCCGUGGAGGCUAUUGGUGCGGGUACAACUGUACAUCUGCGCCUCUGUGUGCUUUCCGCCUGUUCGUUUGCUGGUGUAUUUGUACAUCAUGGAGCCACUGUGGUGUCACUGCAGUGUAGUCUGCGGCUUUGCGAGGCGGGUAUUCGUGUUGCGGGCUCUUCGUCUAUUCAAGCAACAGAGACGGUGAUGGAGGCAAACACCACCGACGGUGUUGUGGGAUAUGCGGGGGCGACAGUAACACUACGACGUUGUAGUAUUCUGCGUAAUGGUGGUAAUGGUGUGUUUCUCGCCAGUGAUGCUACACUUGUGCUGCGGGACUGUACAGUGGAGUUGAAUGGACUCUACGGUAUACAACGACUGCAGGGAUCUAUUUUACAUUUAAAGGAUAGUGUGCUGCGGGAUAACGCGUUGCUUCCCGUCAACAACUUGAAUGUUGCAUAA
Trypanosoma theileri is the source of this 1593-nucleotide messenger RNA. RefSeq lists its product as uncharacterized. The transcript has a single exon. The record is from RefSeq and is a predicted model, not a curated record. Lineage: Eukaryota; Euglenozoa; Kinetoplastea; Trypanosomatida; Trypanosomatidae. Bases 1 to 1593 code for a protein of 530 amino acids.